This is a messenger RNA of Ipomoea nil (Japanese morning glory), 814 nucleotides long. Its product is annotated as translocator protein homolog. The record is from RefSeq and is a predicted model, not a curated record. The transcript is spliced from 3 exons. Bases 16 to 765 code for a protein of 249 amino acids. NCBI's taxonomy places the organism in Eukaryota, Viridiplantae, Streptophyta, Magnoliopsida, Solanales, Convolvulaceae. Gene Ontology annotation, cellular component: membrane.
UGUGUCUUCCCGCGAAUGCUGAAACGUUUCUGGAAUGAAACAGUUGCUUCUCUUUAUAAAGAAACACCCCCUCCGGAAAAUCCUCCACAGCGCUCUUUCGUUUCGCUUGCUCGUCUCCGCUCCUCCGUUUCUUUCGCCCUUUCGUCCAUUCUACCACAACGCUAUUAUCAUCUCAUCUCCAUGGCUACCCAACAGCUCAAACACAGAACAACAACAACCCCAGAAGAAAGAGAACAAUUCCAACCGACGACGACCCAAGAUACAGCAGAGAUGAACAGCACCGCCAGAACACGGCGACAGAGAGCCAAACGCGGCCUUAGAUCACUCGGCAUCGCCGUCGCCUUCCCCCUCUCCCUCACGCUUCUGGACAUCACUCUUUUCGGGUCGAGCCAGCAGUACCGGGCGAUGGAGAAGCCGUUCUGGGUCCCGCGCCUUUGGGCGCUGCACUUGGCCUGCUUGGGCUCCGCCUUCCUUAUGGGCCUCUCGGCGUGGCUCGUCUGGGCUGAGGGCGGCUUUCACCGCUACCCCACCGCCAUGCUCUUAUACCUCUGCCAGCUCGCGCUCAGCCUCGCCUGGGACCCCGUCGUCUUCAAGGCCGGAGCUACCAGAGCCGGGCUCGUGUUGUGCGUCGGAUUGCUCGGCGCGUUGGUCGGCUGCUCCCGCUCUUUCAAGAACGUCAACCCCAUCGCCGGCGACCUAGUCAAACCUUGUCUAGGAUGGGCCCUGCUUCUCUCUGCUACAAAUUUUAAGCUUGCAUACAUAUGAUGAUGCAUACACGUACACAACCAUCCUGCAUAUAUUAGCCUAUGAUGUC